Messenger RNA from Coregonus sp. 'balchen', 13281 nucleotides. NCBI's taxonomy places the organism in Eukaryota, Metazoa, Chordata, Actinopteri, Salmoniformes, Salmonidae. The record is from the annotation of a GenBank genome assembly.
GCAUCGGUGCCACUGAGGUUAAGGUUAGGGUUAGGGUUAGGGUUAGGGUUAGGUUUAGGGUCAGGGUUAGGGUUAAGCUACGGGUUAGGGUUAGGGUUAAGGUUAGGUUUAGGGUCAGGGUUAGGGUUAAGGUACGGGUUAAGGUACGGGUUAAGGUUAAGGUUAGGGUUAAGGUUAGGGUUAAGGUACGGGUUAAGGUUAGGGUUAAGGUUAAGGUACGGGUUAAGGUACGGGUUAAGGUUAGGGUUAAGGUACGGGUUAGGGUUAAGGUUAGGGUUAAGGUUAGGGUUAAGGUACGGGUUAGGGUUAAGGUACGGGUUAAGGUACGGGUUAAGGUUAGGGUUAAGGUACGGGUUAAGGUACGGGUUACGGUUAGGGUUAAGGUUAGGGUUAAGGUACGGGUUAGGGUUAAGGUACGGGUUAAGGUUAGGGUUAAGGUUAGGGUUAGGGUUAAGGUUAGGGUUAAGGUACGGGUUAAGGUUAGGGUUAAGGUUAGGGUUAAGGUACGGGUUAAGGUAGAGACAACAAUACAUCAUGCAAAGCCUAACCCUGGGUUAAUCUGUUGGCCAACCCUAACCUAAUCCUGGGUUAAUCUGUUGGUCAACCCUAACCUAACCCUGGGUUAAUCUGUUGGCCAACCCUAACCUAACCCUGGGUUAAUCUGUUGGCCAACCCUAACCUAAUCCUGGGUUUAUCUGUUGGCCAACCCUAACCUAAUCCUGGGUUAAUCUGUUGGCCAACCCUAACCUAACCCUGGGGUUAUCGGUUGGCCAACCCUAGCCUAACCCUGGGUUUAUCUGUUGGCCAACCCUAACCUAACCCUGGGUUUAUCUGUUGGCCAACCCUAACCUAACCCUGGGUUUAUCUAUUGGCCAAUUUUAACCUAAUCCUGGGUUUACGCCACCACAGGGCUGCAGUGUCCAUGCUGUACAGAUUGACCAAUCAGGUGAGAUUGGUGUCAUCUGUCAUGGUCGUCAGGGCAACUAGUGGUUGUGAGGGAGGUGUCUCCAUGGUGAUAUGGCUUCAGUGUUCCAUCUGUCUCUGGUUCUUCCUCUGGCCUCCAGCAGGUAAGACCUGACUACACACACACUAAUCGAACUCUGAUUAAGACAGAUUCACUCAGGCUAAUUUACACUCUCACUAAUUGUGUGUGUGUGUGCGCCUGUUUGUUUGCGUCUGUGUUUGUGUGUCUGUUUGUGUGUAUGUGUGUGUGUGUGUGUGUAUGUAUGUGUCAGGGUGUCUCUCCCCUCCUCAGAAUGUGUCUGUAGAGUUUCUGGACUUCCACGGGACAGUCCACUGGCUGGCCGGAGCUGACAACACCAACCAUGCCCACUACUCUGUAGAGAUACAAGCACUCAGGUCAGUGGCAGGGUUUCAGUGUGUGUGUGUGUGUGUGUCUGUGUCUGUGUCUGUCUGUCUGUCUGCCUGCCUGCCUGCCUGCCUGCCUGCCUCUGUGCCUGUCUGCCUGCCUGCCUCUGUGCCUGUCUGCCUGCCUGCCUCUGUGCCUGCCUGCCUGCCUGCCUGCCUGCCUGCCUGCCUGCCUGCCUGCCUGCCUCUGUGCCUGUCUGCCUGCCAGCCUGCCUGCCUGCCUGCCUGCCUGCCUGCCUCUGUGCCUGUCUGUCUGCCUGCCUUCCUCUGUGCCUGUCUGCCUGUCUGCCUGCCUCUGUGCCUGUCUGCCUGCCUGCCUGCCUCUGUGCCUGUCUGCCUGCCUCUGUGCCUGUCUGCCUGCCUCUGUGCCUGUCUGCCUGCUGCCUGCCUCUGUGCCUGUCUGCCUGUCUGCCUGCCUCUGUGCCUGUCUGCCUGCGUGUGGUUGGAUGGCUGGAUGGUUGGAUUGUUGGAUGGCUGGUUGGAUGAAAGAGAGAAAGAGAGAGAGAGUGAAGGAGAGUGAAGGAGGAGGAGUGAUGAUGUGUCCUCUUGUGAUGUAGUGAGUCAUGGUGGCAACCCGGUAACUGCAGCAACCCCGUUGCCAUGGCGUGCCCCCUGGACAUUCCACUGACCUGCCUUUUAAAGAAUUACAACGUCAGAGUGAGGGCGGAGCUAGGAGAGCAGACGUCAGCCUGGAAAUACCUGGAAGCCACAGUACAGCCCUGGGCAGACAGUAAGACACAGUACAGCCCUGGGCAGACAGUAAGACACAGUACAGCCCUGGGCAGACAGUAAGACACACAGUACAGCCCUGGGCAGACAGUAAGACACAGUACAGCCCUGGGCAGACAGUAAGACACAGUACAGCCCUGGGCAGACAGUAAGACCACAGUACAGCCCUGGGCAGACAGUAAGACACACAGUACAGCCCUGGGCAGACAGUAAGACACAGUACAGCCCUGGGCAGGACAGUAAGACACAGUACAGCCCUGGGCAGACAGUUAAGACACAGUACAGCCCUGGGCAGACAGUAAGACACAGUACAGCCCUGGGCAGACAGUAAGACACACAGUACAGCCCUGGGCAGACAGUAAGACACAGUACAGCCCUGGGCAGACAGUAAGACACACAGUACAGCCCUGGGCAGACAGUAAGACACAGUACAGCCCUGGGCAGACAGUAAGACACAGUACAGCCCUGGGCAGACAGUAAGACACAGUACAGCCCUGGGCAGACAGUAAGACACAGUACAGCCCUGGGCAGACAGUAAGACACAGUACAGCCCUGGGCAGACAGUAAGACACAGUACAGCCCUGGGCAGACAGUAAGACACAGUACAGCCCUGGGCAGACAGUAAGACACAGUACAGCCCAGCCCUGGGGCAGACAGUAAGACACACAGUACAGCCCUGGGCAGACAGUAAGACCACAGUACAGCCCUGGGCAGACAGUAAGACACAGUACAGCCCUGGGGACACAGUACAGCCCUGGGCAGACAGUAAGACACAGUACAGCCCUGGGCAGACAGUAGACACAGUACAGCCCUGGGCAGACAGUAAGACACACCAGUACAGCCCUGGGCAGACAGUAAGACACAGUACAGCCCUGGGCCAGACAGUAAGGACACAGUACAGCCCUGGGCAGACAGUAACACACAGUACAGCCUGGGCAGACAGUAAGACACAGUUACAGCCCUGGGCAGACAGUUAAGACCACACAGUACAGCCCUGGGCAGACAGUAAGACACAGUACAGCCAUGGGCAGACAGUUAAGACACAGUACAGCCCUGGGCAGACAGUAAGACACAGUACAGCCCUGGGCAGACAGACAGUAAGACACACAGUACAGCCCUGGGCAGACAGUAAGAGAUUAACCUAAAUGCUAACUGUGUGUGUGUGUGUGUGUGUGUGUGUGUGUGUGUGUGUGUGUGUGUGUGUGUGUGUGUGUGUGUGUGUGUGUUGUGUGUGUGUGUGUGUGUGUGUGGUGUGUUGUGUGUGUGUGUGUGUGUGCAGCAGUGUUUGAGUGCCCCCGGUCUGAAGUUGAAGGUGGAGAACCAGAGUGUAUUUGUGUCGCUGCGCCAUCCUUCUCAGAACAUCUUCAAACUCUACAACAUCACACUGCUGCAGAUCGCACAACAUCACAAUACCACGGUGAGACCACAACAUCACAAUACCACGGUGAGACCACAACAUCACAAUACCACGGUGAGACCACAACAUCACAAUACCACGGUGAGACCACAGCAACACAAUACCACGGUGAGACCACAACAUCACAAUACCACGGUGAGACCACAACAUCACAAUACCACGGUGAGACCACAACAUCACAAUACCACGGUGAGACCACAGCAAACACAAUACCACGGUGAGCCCACAAGGCAACACAAUACCACGGUGAGGACCACAACAUCACAAUACCACGGUGAGACCACAGCAACACAAUACCACGGUUUGAGACCACAACAUCACAAUACCACGGUUGAUUGCGGACCACAACAUCACAAUAACCACGGUUGAGGACCACAGCAACACAAUACCAACGGUGAGACCACAACAACACAAUACCCGGGUGAGACCACAACAUCACAAUACCACGGCGUAAGACCACAGCAACACAAUAACCACGGUUGAGACCACAACAUCCCAAUCACACGGUGAGACCACAACAUCACAAACUACCCUACGGUGAGAACCACAAUCAUCACAAUUUACCACGGUGGCUGAGACCACACCCAUCAACAAUACCACGGUUGAGACAACAACAUCGACAAUACCACGGUGAGACCACAGCAACACAACUACCAACGGUGAGGACCCACAGCAACAUCACAAUACCACCGGUUGAGACCACAACAUUCACAAAUACCACGGUUGAGGACCACCAACAUCACAAUCACACGGUUGAGACCACAACAUCACAAAUACCACGGGUGAGACCACAACAUCACAAUACCACGGUGAGACCACAAACAUCACAAUACCACGGUGAGACCACAACAUCACAAUACCACGGUGAGACCACAACAUCACACAAUACCACGGUGAGACCACACACUCACAAACAUCACCAAUACCACGGUGAGACCACAACAGCACAAUACCACGGUGAGACCACAACAUCACACAGCAACACAAUACCACGGUGAGACCACAACAUCACAAUACCAUGGUGAGACCACAACAUCACAAUACCACGGUGAGACCACAACAUCACACAGCAACACAAUACCACGGUGAGACCACAACAAUCACAAUACCACGGUGAGACCACAACAUCACAAUACCACGGUGAGACCACAACAUCACACAACAUCACAAUACCACGGUGAGACCACAACAUCACAAUACCACGGUGAGACCACAACAUCACAAUACCACGGUGAGACCACAACCACAUCCACACAGCAACACAAUACCACGGUGAGACCACAACAUCACAAUACCACGGUGAGACCACAACAUCACACAACCAUCACAAUACCCACGGUGAGACCACAACAUCACAAUACCACGGUGAGACCACAACAUCACAAUACCACGGUUGAGACCACAACAUCACACAGCAACACAAUACCACGGUGAGACCACAACAUCACAAUACCAACGGUGAGACCACAACAUCACAAUACCACGGUGAGACCACAACAUCACACAGCAACACAAUACCACGGUGAGACCACAACAUCACAAUACCACGGUGAGACCACAACAUCACACUGCUGCAGAUCACACAGCAACACAAUACCACGGUGAGACCACAACAUCACAAUACCACGGUGAGACCACAACAUCACAAUACCACGGUGAGACCACAACAUCACACAGCAACACAAUACGACGGUGAGACCACAACAUCACAAUACCACGGUGAGACCACAACAUCACAAUACCACGGUGAGACCACAAACAUCACAAUACCACGGUGAGACCACAACAUCACACAGCAACACAAUACCACGGUGAGACCACAACAUCACAAUACCACGGUGAGACCACAACAUCACAAUACCACGGUGAGACCACAACAUCACACAGCAACACAAUACCACGGUGAGACCACAACAUCACAAUACCACGGUGAGACCACAACAUCACACAGCAACACAAUACCACGGUGAGACCACAACAUCACAAUACCACGGUGAGACCACAACAUCACACAGCAACACAAUACCACGGUGAGACCACAACAUCACAAUACCACGGUGAGACCACAACAUCACAAUACCACGGUGAGACCACAACAUCACACAGCAACACAAUACCACGGUGAGACCACAACAUCACACAGCUGCAGAUCACACAGCAACACAAUACCAAGGUGAGACCACAACAUCACACAGCAACACAAUACCAAGGUGAGACCACAACAUCACACAGCAACACAAUACCACGGUGAGACCACAACAUCACACUGCUGCAGAUCACACAACAUCACAAUACCACGGUGAGACCACAACAUCACACUGCUGCAGAUCACACAACAUCACAAUACCACGGUGAGACCACAACAUCACACUGCUGCAGAUCACACAACAUCACAAUACCACGGUUGAGACCACAACAUCACACUGCUGCAGAUCACACAACAUCACAAUACCACGGUGAGACCACAACAUCACACAGCAAACACAAUACCACGGUGAGACCACAACAUCACACAGCAACACAAUACCACGGUGAGACCACAACAUCGCACAGCAACACAAUACCACGGUGAGACCACAACAUCACACUGCUGCAGAUCACACAGCAACAAAAUACCACGGUGAGACCACAACAUCGCACAGCAACACAAUACCACGGUGAGACCACAACAUCACACUGCUGCAGAUCACACAGCAACACAAUACCACGGUGAGACCACAACAUCGCACAGCAACACAAUACCACGGUGAGACCACAACAUCACACUGCUGCAGAUCACACAGCAACACAAUACCACGGUGAGACCACAACAUCACACAGCAACACAAUACCACGGUGAGACCACAACAUCACACAGCAACACAAUACCACGGUGAGACCACAACAUCACAAUACCACGGUGAGACCACAACAUCGCACUGCUGCAGAUCGCACAGCAACACAAUACCACGGUGAGACCACAACAUCACAAUACCACGGUGAGACCACAACAUCGCACUGCUGCAGAUCGCACAGCAACACAAUACCACGGUGAGACCACAACAUCACAAUACCACGGUGAGACCACAACAUCACACUGCUGCAGAUCGCACAGCAACACAAUACCACGGUGAGACCACAACAUCACACAGCAACACAAUACCACGGUGAGACCACAACAUCGCACAGCAACACAAUACCACGGUGAGACCACAACAUCGCACAGCAACACAAUACCACGGUGAGACCACAACACACACUGCUGCAGAUCACACAACAUCACAAUACCACGGUGAGACCACAACAUCACACUGCUGCAGAUCACACAACAUCACAAUACCACGGUGAGACCACAACAUCACACUGCUGCAGAUCACACAACAUCACAAUACCACGGUGAGACCACAACAUCACACUGCUGCAGAUCACACAACAUCACAAUACCACGGUGAGACCACAACAUCACACUGCUGCAGAUCACACAACAUCACAAUACCACAGUGAGACCACAACAUCACACAGCAACACAAUACCACGGUGAGACCACAACGUCGCACAGCAACACAAUACCACGGUGAGACCACAACAUCACACAGCAACACAAUACCACGGUGAGACCACAACAUCGCACAGCAACACAAUACCACGGUGAGACCACAACGUCGCACAGCAACACAAUACCACGGUGAGACCACAACGUCGCACAGCAACACAAUACCACGGUGAGACCACAACAUCACACAGCAACACAAUACCACGGUGAGACCACAACACACACAGCAACACAAUACCACGGUGAGACCACAACAUCACAAUACCACGGUGAGACCACAACAUCGCACAGCAACACAAUACCACGGUGAGACCACAACAUCACACAGCAACACAAUACCACAGUGAGACCACAACAUCACAAUACCACGGUGAGACCACAACAUCACAAUACCACGGUGAGACCACAACAUCACAAUACCACGGUGAGACCACAACAUCACACAGCAACACAAUACCACGGUGAGACCACAACAUCACAAUACCACGGUGAGACCACAACAUCGCACAGCAACACAAUACCACGGUGAGACCACAACAUCACAAUACCACGGUGAGACCACAACGUCGCACAGCAACACAAUACCACGGUGAGACCACAACAUCACACAGCAACACAAUACCACAGUGAGACCACAACAUCACAAUACCACGGUGAGACCACAACGUCGCACAGCAACACAAUACCACGGUGAGACCACAACAUCACAAUACCACGGUGAGACCACAACAUCACACAGCAACACAUACCACGGUGAGACCACAACAUCACACAGCAACACAAUACCACGGUGAGACCACAACAUCACACAGCAACACAAUACCACGGUGAGACCACAACAUCACACAGCAACACAAUACCACGGUGAGACCACAACGUCGCACAGCAACACAAUACCACGGUGAGACCACAACGUCGCACAGCAACACAAUACCACGGUGAGACCACAACACACACACACACACACACACACACACACCCCAAAAUCAUGCAAAAUGAAGUGUUUUCAACAGGGUCCUUGUUGAUGUGUGUGUAGGUUCUAUCCGACGUUGAGUCGGGCUCAAAGAGAGAGUUCUCCCUCCUCCCUCCAGACCACACCUACUGCAUCUUGGCCUCAGCCAAUCACUACAGCCUACGCCGUCACAUGACUGGUGAGAGGUGUGUCAAACUGCCAGGUACACACUCACACACAGCCCACCUCUACACACACACACACUCACACACAGCCCACCUCUACACACACACACACACUCACACACAGCCCACCUCUACACACACACACACUCACACACAGCCCACCUCUACACACACACACACUCACACACAGCCCACCUCUACACACACACACACACACACAGCCCACCUCUACACACACACACACUCACACACAGCCCACCUCUACACACACACACACAGUUCAGUUCUCAUUGUAAUUCAUUGUAAAUCUCAUUGUAAUUCAGUUUAGUCACAUGAUUUCUCAAUUUUCAGUACGUUUGCCAAUCGGUUGUGCUGCCAGACUUAUUUGCCAUUCCUUUUGCCUCAUCCCUCUCAACCAAACCAUUUUUCAAUUCCUCAUCAAUCCAUGGGGAUUUAACAGUUUUUACAGUCAUUUUCUUUAAUGGGUGCAUGCUUAUUAGUAAUUGGAAUAAGCAAUUUCAUAAAUGUGUAAAGUGCAGCGUCUGGUUGCUCCUCAUUACACACCACAGACCAACUAAUAUUCUUUACAUCAACAACGUAUGAAUCAUGUUGGUCCUCUGUAGCUCAGCAGGUAGAGCACGGCGCUUGUAACGCCAGGGUAGUGGGUUCGAUCUCCGGGACCACCCAUACACAAAAAAAAAAUAUGUAUGCACGCAUGACUAAGUCGCUUUGGAUAAAAGCAUCUGCUAAAUGGCAUAUUAUUAUUAUAUUGUAAUCACUACAUCUGAUGGAUUUGGAUACUGCUCUAAAGCAAAUUUCUGUAGCAUUAGUAAAGAUGUGAUCAAUACAUGUUGAUGAUUUCAUUGCUAUGCUGUUUGUAACUGCCCUGGUAGGUUGACUGAUUGUCACGAUCGUCAUAUUGAACAGACCAAGGCGCAGGGUGAUGAACGAACAUACUUUAAUUAGUUAAAGUGUAAACACGAUACAAAAACAAGAAACGACUCGUGAAGUCCACGGUAACAAUGACCGAACACGGAACAAGAACCCACAAACACAAAGGGAAAAUAGACAGUAUAAAUAUGGCUCCCAAUCAGAGACAACCAACGACAGCUGACACUCGUUGCCUCUGAUUGGGAGUCACUCUAGCCAACAUAGAAAUAAACACAACAGAAUUACCAACAUAGAAAUAAACACAAAGAAUGAACACACCCUGGCUCAACAUAUAGAGUCCCAGAGCCAGGGUGUGACACUGAUAACCUGAACCAGGUGGUAGGCACUAGUUACAGUUUGAAGCUUUCUCUUGAGUGGGCAGCUUGAUGAAAGCCAGUCAAUAUUUAAAUCACCCAGAAAAUAUACCUCUCUGUUGAUAUCACAUACAUUAUCAAGCAUUUCACACAUGUUAUCCAGAUACUGACUGUUAGCACUUGGUGGUCUAUAGCAGCUUCCCACCAGAAUGGGCUUUAGGUGAGGCAGAUGAACCUGUAGUCUUAUUACUUCAACAGUAUUUAACAUGAGAUCCUCUCUAAGCUUUACAGGAAUGUGGUUCUGAAUAUAAACAGCCACACCUCCACCUUUGGCAUUUCUGUAUUUUCUGUAGAUGUUAUAACCUUGUAUUGCUACCACUGUAUCAUCAAAGGAAUUAUUUAAGUGAGUUUCAGAGAUCGUCAGAAUAUGAAUGUAAUCUGUUACUAGCAAAUUAUUGAUUUCAUGAACAUUGUUUCUUAAGCUACAUAUGUUAAAGUGGGCUAUUUGUAACACUUUUCUGUGAUGCUUGAUUGUUUUUCUUGCUUUACUGGGAAGCUUAGCAGAGGUAGACAUACUCAGGUUAUUUAUGUUAGUGCACGGUGAGCUGCACACAGUGGACUUCCAGCUAGGGCACACCACUUCAGUGCUAACAGUAUAACUCUGGUUCAUAGGCAUAUGAUUACUGCAUACAAUAGCUGUAGGAUCAGCAGAGGCAUUCCUGGCAGUAAGAGGGACAUAAAUUAGGUUACUGACAUUGUGUCUGCCAACGCCCCUGGGAUAAUCUACAUUUGCUGAAGCAUUAUAACAACACAGCGACACAAUGGUAGGGAUUAACUGAGCUGGGCUUGGGUCAUUGAUAAGUCAUUGUCUCAAAGCAGCCAUAUAAUGCUGUGAAAGGAUCCAGGAACCCAAAUUAUUUGGGUGGAUCCCAUCCUCCUUAUAAAAUGAGUUUUGUUUCCAGAAGGAAUCAAAAUUGUCAAUAAAUGUUACACCCACAGAGCUGCAAUAGUCUCGUAGCCAGUUAUGGAAGCUAAAAGUCUACUGAACCUUUCAAUGCCAUGAUUUAGGGAGAGCAGAGGGCCAGAUAUUAUGGGGUGUAGUUUCAGAUUGAUCAAACUGUUUAAGACUGAAAAGAGCUUCAUUAGAUUAAACUGUUUCCUUCCUUCUGUGCGUGCGUGCGCGCGUGUGUGUGUGUGUGUGUGUGUCCAGGUCAGCCAAGCCUGGUGGGCGUGACUGUGGGCGUGACUGUGGGCGUUCUGCUCCUGCUGCUGGCUGUUCUGAUUUGUCUGAUCGCUGUGAGACGCUACUUCCUGAGGAGCACAGACCCCCCUCCCACAGCUCUGGUACCUACCUGCUAAACCUUAAUAAUAAUAUCUGUGUCUGUAUGCAACAAGAUCUCAUUGUUUCACAUCGAAAUUUGACGUACUAUGGACAAAAGUCCAUUUCUUAGGACUGCAGGUUUUGAGGGUUCGACAGUUAACAGUUUAGGUGCCAACUGGUUAAGAUUAGGGCUAAGGUUUGAGAUAGUGUUAAAAAAUAUAUAUACAUUUAGGGAAAAAAGUAUUUGAUUCCCUGCUGAUUUUUUACGUUUGCCGACUGACAAAGACAUGAUCAGUCUAUAUUUUUAAUAGUAGGUUUAUUUGAACAGUUAGAGACAGAAUAACAACAAAAAAAUCCAGAAAAACGCAUGUCAAAAAAUGUUAUAAUUUGAUUUGCAUUUUAAUGAGGGAAAUAAGUAUUUGACCCCUCUGCAAAACAUGACUUAGUACAUGGUGGCAAAACCCUUGUUGGCAAUCACAGAGGUCAGACGUUUCUUGUAGUUGGCCACCAGGUUUGCACUCAUCUCAGGAGGGAUUUUGUCCCACUCCUCUUUGCAGAUCUUCUCCAAGUCAUUAACGUUUCGAGCCUGACGUUUGGCAACUCGAACCUUCAGCUCCCUCCACAGAUUUUCUAUGGGAUUAAGGUCUGGAGACUGGCUAGGCCACUCCAGGACCUUAAUGUUCUUCUUCUUGAGCCACUCCUUUGUUGCCUUGGCCGUGUGUUUUGGGUCACUGUCAUGCUGGAAUAUCCAUCCACGACCCAUUUUCAAUGCCCUGGCUGAGGGAAGGAGGUUCUCAAGAUUUGACGGUACAUGGCCCCGUCCAUCGUCCCUUUGAUGCGGUGAAGUUGUCCUGUCCCCUUAGCAGAAAAACACCCCCAAAGCAUAAUGUUUCCACCUCCAUGUUUGACAGUGGGGAUGGUGUUCUUGGGGUCAUAGGCAGCAUUCCUCCUCCUCCAAACACGGCGAGUUGAGUUGAUGCCAAAGAGCUCGAUUUUGGUCUCAUCUGACCACAACACUUUCACCCAGUUCUCCUCUGAAUCAUUCAGAUAUUCAUUGGCAAACUUCAGACGGGCAGUAUAUGUGCUUUCUUGAGCAGGGGGACCUUGCGGGCGCUGCAGGAUUUCAGUCCUUCACGGCGUAGUGUGUUACCAAUUGUUUUCUUGGUGACUAUGGUCCCAGCUGCCUUGAGAUCAUUGACAAGAUCCUCCCGUGUAGUUCUGGGCUGAUUCCUCACCGUUCUCAUGAUCAUUGCAACUCCACGAGGUGAGAUCUUGCAUGGAGCCCCAGGCCGAGGGAGAUUGACAGUUCUUUUGUGUUUCUUCCAUUUGCGAAUAAUUGCACCAACUGUUGUCACCUUCUCACCAAGCUGCUUGGCGAUGGUCUUGUAGCCCAUUCCAGCCUUGUUUAGGUCUACAAUCCUGUCCCUGACAUCCUUGGAGAGCUCUUUGGUCUUGGCCAUGGUGGAGAGUUUGGAAUCUGAUUGAUUGAUUGCUUCUGUCGACAGGUGUCUUUUAUACAGGUAACAAGCUGAGAUUAGGAGCACUCCCUUUAAGAGUGUGCUCCUAAUCUCAGCUCGUUACCUGUAUAAAAGACACCUGGGAGACAGAAAUCUUUCUGAUUGAGAGGGGGUCAAAUACUUAUUUCCCUCAUUAAAAUGCAAAUCAAUUUAUAACAUUUUUGACAUGCGUUUUUCUGGAUUUUGAUGUUGUUAUUCUGUCUCUCACUGUUCCAAUAAACCUACCAUUAAAAUUAUGUCAGUGGACAAACGUACAAAAUCAGCAGGGGAUCAAAUACUUUUUUCCCUCACUGUAUAUAUACACAUGUUUACAUCAAGUAGUCUAGUGGCCUCGAGUUGUCAAUGGUGAUGGCUUAAUGGAGUAAGCUGCUGCCUAUGGCUCUGAGGUUUGUGGGUUUGAUUCCAGUGCUAAUCAGUCUUGCUUCAUUUUUUGGGUGAGCGCAAAAUCAGCGGUCAGUUUUCAAUGUUUGGGGGACCUGGACAAACGUCUAAUAUUGAAGUCCACAUUUAGUGAUCUCCCUGGUGUGUGCAUGCAUGUUUGUGUGUUAACUCUGUCUCGGUGUGUUUGUAUGUGUGUGUUUGUGUGUGUGCAGGGUUUGUGUGUGCGUUCAGCAGGGUGCGUGAUGACUCCGGAGAAGGUGGGGUGUGUCCCAGUGAUGUGGGUAGAGCCAGAGAGCUGUGGGACUGCCCCCUCUGGUUACCAGGAUUACCUGCUGAGAGCCGUCGUUACAUUUCACCUUGACGACCGCCUGGAGACAGAUACCCUCCUACCACAUUCAGAUAUAGGAACCCCUCGAACAGUCACCCUACUGACCCUGUCUCCCUCCUCUCCCUCCUCUCCCUCCUCUCCCCCCCGCUCUGACUAUAGUCUGGCCUGGGACAGUGUAUCCAGCCAGAGCGACACAGGGACACACACAGACAGAACUACUAACAUAACUACAGACAUAACUAUGGACAUAACUACUGACAGAACUAUGGACAUAACUACUGACAUAACUACAGACAGAACUAUGGAC